Molecule: messenger RNA, 664 nt
Organism: Cooperia oncophora
Lineage: Eukaryota; Metazoa; Nematoda; Chromadorea; Rhabditida; Trichostrongylidae
Source: the annotation of a GenBank genome assembly
AUGGACGUCUUGUGGUGGAUGUCAACCGCCUUGCUUGACAGUUCAAUUCUUGGACUACGGAAAGUGGAAAGUUGCAGGGCUUUUCUUUCAAUGGAUGCUCGCAAUGGAGAGAUCUCACGAGCUAUGCGAAAUCGUAGUGUUGAAAUUUUUGUGACUACACACCAGCAGUGGAAUUCCAGUCCUCCAGACAUAACUGCAGUUUUGUCUUCACAUGGAAAAAUAAUCCCACAGAAGCUCUCGAAAUCGCUGUCUUCCUUACCGGCUGAAAAACAGCUUCAUUUUUCUGCUCUCCUGAGCGAAAUGUCGAUUGAAGAAGCGUGCCGUAUAAUAGGCCUUCCAUAUUCGGAAACCGCAGACGUUGCAUUGUGCCACAGUUCAAUAGCCCCAUUCGUGGAAGAAGUUGACACGGAAGGGUACGAAUCAUGGCUUCUAAGGGCAUGGAAGGAAUGCAGUGACGUUGACCCUUUCUCUGGCUUAUUCCUCGCUUUACUUGUCCACUUCGACGAGCUCUUCCGACGUGAGAGUUGUCGAUGCACAAGUUUUUCGUAUGAUAUUGCUUUACCUGCGGUGAGUCGUUUACGUAAAAUGUCGCUGGACAUGGAACACUCUCAUCACCCCAUUGACUCUCGUUUCCACCACGGAAUCCCAGGAUCUGAGGGUAGCG